CACCCUGCUCAAUUGAUUUAGCAUCGAAAGACUGUCGGCCGUCCAUCGCUUUCCUAGAGUCUCCUCAAUAUUUGACAGAGUCACGGAUUGUUUCAACAGGACAGCUCAUCUUUCUUUUACCAUUCGGCCAUGAGCCACGUAAACGGCCAAGGUUCUCCCGACCCUAGGAAUGCUCCAGCUUUUCCGGCCAGAUCCAGGCAGGCUGGCCUAGCAGUGGAGGAUGAUAAGAAGAGGGCCCUUCGGGAGAGGGUAGAGGUCCUCGAGGCGCAAGAUCUGGAUCAACUGGAACGCGACCUCAAAGGCUUCUCAGACGCCUUCAAUCGGCGACUGCAGGCCCUUGUCAACGAGAACCGGCCGGUCAAUCCUCGAUCAGCCGAACCUCAAUCUCAGUUGACGGAUCACAAUAGCCCCUUUGGCAGCGAGGUAAUUACGCAGCCGAGAAGAUGCAGCGCUCACUUUUGUGUCGCGGCUCCGACAAAUCUCCCUAUGCGUCUUGAAGGAUGACAGGCGUGGGGUUCAUUGCCAGCACAGAAUUAUUGCUA
This is a messenger RNA of Thermothelomyces thermophilus ATCC 42464, 542 nucleotides long. RefSeq lists its product as uncharacterized. Lineage: Eukaryota; Fungi; Ascomycota; Sordariomycetes; Sordariales; Chaetomiaceae. The record is from RefSeq and is a predicted model, not a curated record. The transcript has a single exon. Bases 130 to 504 code for a protein of 124 amino acids.